UCCGCAUGUACCCUCUUAGCUUGAGGUGAGUUGUGCCCUCUGCUUGUGACCUUUCCCAAAUAUCUAAGAAAAAAGUCAGGGCAUGGGAGGAAGAUGAAGAGCGAGGGUUGGAGAGGGUGGAGGGACCUUGCAGGAUUCUUGCUUACUGUUGGUUCCUCCUAGGAGGAUGCGGAGAGGAAGCUCUUUCACUGUCAAGCGGGCUUCCCAGCCUGCCCCAGCCCUCUAGUCCAGAGAGAUCUUUUUUCGGGCGUGCCGCGCAGCGAACGCCGCGUAGAGGCGCAGAAUCCAUGUAUAGGACUGUUGGGACUGUAGGGGCUCAGCCCCAGAUUUAGACGCCGCCGGACCGAUGAUUCCCUGGUCUGGGUCCGAGGUGCUUGGUGCCGGAGGAGGAAGAGAAGGAGGGACUUGAGAAAUGAGGGGGUGGGGGUGGGGCAGGUAGGAAAGUGAUUUUCUUCCCCAUCUAUUUUCCUGCCCUGUGGAGCAAUGACAUCACCCAAGCUCCUCUGGGCACAAAGAAAGGCCAAGAGAAGGAGCAGGAGUAUGAGCCGGUGGUGGCUGCGGCUUCGGCUUCGGCUGCUAUCGAAAGAGGCCGAACAACCCCAGCCAGGUUCUGCUGCUGCUGCUGCUGCUGCUCCAGCUACUGUUUCCCCUCCUCUUCCUCUUCCUCCUCCUCCUUUUUCUCCUUCAGCUCCUCCACUUCGCUCCGCGCCAGUUGCUCGCUGAACUCGCUCUCGCUCCUGACGCCUGGGCUUGGAGCCCUCCUCCAUCGCCUCUUCCUCCUCCUCCUUAUCCCAUGCACACCGCCCUGGCCAGCAGAAGGCCGCCGGGCGCCAGCCUCGCAGCAUGCACUGGGGGAUUGGCUUUGCCUCGUCCAGGUCGUGUGUGGUGGAUUUGAGCCGGAACCAGAGCAUCUCCUUCGGCUUGUGGGCCGGAUCCGAGGAGCCCUAUACCUUUUAUGGGGACAUCGUCGCUUUCCCUUUGCAGGAUUACGGAGGGAUCAUGGCAGGGUUGGGUUCGGAUUCCUGGUGGAAGAAAACCCUGUACUUGACUGGCGGAGCCCUGCUGGCUGCAGCGGCGUACCUGCUCCACGAGCUCCUGGCCAUUAGGAAAGAGCAAGAGGUUGACUCCAAAGAUGCUAUUAUUUUGCAUCAGUUCUCAAGGCCAAACAAUGGUGUCCCCAGUUUGUCUCCUUUCUGUUUGAAAAUGGAAACUUAUUUAAGGAUGGCCGACUUACCUUACCAGAACUAUUUUGAUGGAAAACUUUCCCCUCAAGGGAAAAUGCCUUGGAUUGAAUACAAUCAGGAAAAAGUAUCUGGCACAGAAUUCAUCAUUGACUUUUUGGAAGAGAAACUUGGAGUGAACUUAAAUAAAAAUCUUGGCCCUCAUGAAAGAGCAGUUUCUCGAGCUGUGACCAAGAUGGUGGAGGAGCAUUUCUAUUGGACAUUAGCUUAUUGCCAAUGGGUGGACAAUCUACACGAGACCCAGAAGAUGCUUUCUCUUAGUGGUCCCUUUAGUGACCUGCUGAAGUGGAUUUUCUGCCACCUAACGAAAGGCAUUGUGAAACGGGAAAUGUAUGGCCAUGGUAUUGGCCGCUUCUCUGAGGAAGAAAUCUACAUGUUGAUGGAAAAAGACAUGCGAUCUCUAGCAGGACUUUUGGGUGAUAAAAAAUAUAUCAUGGGACCAAAAUUUUCUACUCUUGAUGCCACUGUCUUUGGACACUUGGCACAGGCAAUGUGGACCUUACCUGGGACAAGACCUGAGCGACUAAUCAAAGGAGAACUGAUUAACCUGGCUAUGUAUUGUGAAAGAAUAAGGAGGAAAUUCUGGCCAGAGUGGCACCACGACGAUGACAACACCAUCUAUGAGUCUGAGGAAAGCAGCGAAGGCAGCAAGACACACACCCCGCUGCCCGAUUUCAGCUUUUACUCAAGGACAGAAACCUUUGAUGACGAAGGGGCAGAGAACAGUAUAUCCCGUACGCCGGACACAGACUUCACUGGGCACUCCCUCUUUGAUUCUGAUGUGGACAUGGACGACUACAUAGACCACGAACAAUGCAAAUGAUGCUCAGGUCCGCGGACCCUUUUUUCUCAGAGCUGUCACCUCUUGGGGUCAGUCCAGUGUUCCCAGGUAGAGAACCAGACCCUGCAGGGAGGGAGAGCUCCUGGUCUGUGGUCCGUCCAGUUCUCUCAUGUUAACUGGACUAGGUCAGCCUUAUUUCUUUUUUUUGUAAAAAAAGACCAAGACAACAAAGACAAAACCCACAAGUAGCGGAAAAAGAAGUCAUUCAGAUGGCUCCAUUUAAACAGAGUCAGCAUGAUUCCUGAAAUCCAUUUUUGUUUUCGUGAGAAAACCAAUAUCCCAGUCAGUUUGGGUGCAGGGAGAACAGAGAAAGGGCCAACAGGGAAAUACAUAGGAAAAGCCUCUUUAAAAAGGAGGUCAAGAUCUUAGUUGAAAGAGGACUGCUUGGAAUUCCUACAUCUGCCUGUAGUGGAAAUGGUUGUAAGAUGUCAAAAUGGAAAAAUGUAGGUUUUAAAACAAAAUUUUCCUGGUGGCUGUGUGUCCUGUGUGUAUGUGAAUUGUAUGUUCCAAAAGGCAGCAUAAAUCAAAUCAACAAGUAUUUACUGAGCUCCUACUGUGUGCAAAGCACUGUGCUAGGUGCUAAUCAGGAAUAUGCUUCUUCUAAGCUCUGCCAGUGACUCGCUGUGUGACCUUGGACAAGUCACUUAACUUUUGUGUGCCUCAGUCUCCUCUGCCUGUAAGAUGGGGAUUAUAAUAAUUUCCACCUACCUACCUCACAGGGAUGUUGUGAGGAUUCAUGAGAUUCAAAAAGGCGCCUUGUACCCUUGGGAAAAAAGGCGCUACAUAGACACAAAAUAUCAUUUGUCUUUGUGAUUCAUGUGUGUGAGAGACAUUGAGAGAGGGAAAAGGAGUUCUAAUGCAUCCACUGGUCAGAUGGUCAGGGGUGCUAUCCUAGCAGGUGAAGUGUAUGCACAGGUAGGGGCAGUUAUGGCUCUGUCUACCAUCAUUCCUUUUCAUAACUUUGCUUGAAAUCUUUCUUUGAAAGAAUGCUGCAAACCACAGGACAGCUGGAAACAUUCUAAUAUUUUUCCGUGUCCUUGAAGAAUAGUGUUUUUCCUUGUUUUUCCUCAGAGGGACCCAAUAUCCACGUCUCUUCCACCCCAAGAUAGUAGGUUGCCAUUUUUUUUUAAGGCAGCAAAGUACAGGAAGACCCUAUGUCUGAUGGAGAUAAAGGAGACUUUUAUAGAUUUUGGCAAUCAGUUUUUGCCUACUUUAAAAAACAAACAAACAAACAAACAUUCCUUUAAAAACUGAAAAACAAAACCAAUGCUUUGUGGGAGAUGAUGAAAAGUUACAGUAGGAAGGGAGUCAUCUUAUUGCAUAUCAGUGCACUACUCUGGGCACUACAAUAUUAGAGGGGUGCUACACAGUUUUCCUAAUGUGACUUUUCUGAUAUGUUAGUUUAUAGCCCAAAGAAAGAGGCUAAUCUAGUGUUCUUAAAUGAUUUGUUCUUCCCACAGAAUCUAAUGAAAUGCUGAGCUUCAUUGAUAUAGUUUUUAGAGGUAUCAUUUCUCCUGAUAAUGAUGUUUUUUGUUGAUUCAUAGGAACUUGGGUUUAAGAAUUUUUGAAAAACAAUCAGGAGAGACCUUAAAGUCACCUCUAGUUAUUGGUUCAGAUUGUUGGGGUUGUGGCUAGAGAUGUGGACGAAUAGGCUAAAAAGAUCUACCCUUCCAGGCAGCACCUGUAGUUGCAAAUGAACUAAUUAUCCCCCUUCGGGCUUAUGAAAGGGGUAAGGAUUCCACAAGGUAAUGAUUCCAUGGGGAUUUGGGGGUUGGUAGAGAGGCAGCAUCUUAUAUUAUGAUACCUAAAUGGUCAUUGCAGACCAAUUUCUUGCCUCAAGUUUUUAUCUCAAAUAUAGUUUUUGUAAGAUAGUCCUUAUGGAACUAUAGUUGAAUCAUAAAAGGGAAAUAGGAAGAGCAUUUGUGGCUCUCUAGGCAACCAUUAGCACCCGUGUAGGGUCCAUAUAGCAAAAGCCCUGGAAACAGGGUUAGAUCAGAGAGGUUUAUUUCACAGGCAAUUGCCUCCAGGAAUGACUGGAAAGGCUUCUAGUGCUAACAUCUGAUCAGAAUCAUUUCUAUCUGAUGAAACUCUUGGUUUUUAUGGAGCAAAUGUAGGAAGGGUAAUUGGAGCAUGGAACACCAUCAAUUUCACCAACUCUAUUUGGAGUGUUUUUCGAAGUUUGUUUGAGGGUGCUCUUCCCUUGUCACCUUUCAGACCAGGCAUGGAAUGCUGCUGGGAGUGGCUUGCUAGGGAUUAAUUUAGCUGGAAUGUGGAUAAACUACUGACAAGGAAAGAUGAACAUAAUGAAUAUAUAGGCGAUAUAUAUAUUUCUUUAAAAUAAUGCCUUGCCAUCAUUGGUUUGGUAACCAGCCAUAUUUAUGGAAAAGAGAACCAUUUUAGAGAUUUUAGUCAGUGGGGGAGUUGGAAACCUUCCUUGGUUUUGAGUUGGUGAUAAAAUGAUCUGAAAAUCUGCUUACAACCUGAGGAAGACAGUGUGGUACAGUGGGAAAAGAGUUUGGGCUCAGAGGAUCUGGUUUCCAACCCCAGUCCUGCCAAUUUCUGCCUGUGUGACCUUGGGCAAGUCAGUUACUUAACCGGUUCAGUUUCCUCAUGGGUGAAAUGCAUAUUUGCACUCUAUGACCAUUAAGGUUCCUGUGGGGGCUAAACCAAUAAGUCUAUGAAUAGUUCCCUCUGCGUGUGUGUGUGUGAACUCUAUGAAGUGCUAAACACACUCAUACAUAGGCAGCUGUGUGCUGUGAACCUCUAACUUGAAGAAUAUUGAAUGGAGAUCCAGCUUCCCAAGUGUGGAUGGAAAAGAAUUUAUUUCAGGUGAUUUUUUUCAAGCUAUCUUACACAGGAGCUUGAAUCAGAAUUUCUCUUUGAGGACCUUAAUGAGAGUUCAUGUCUCUCUAAAUCACAGUUGUUCACGUAAUAGGAAAUCUGACUUUGACAACUGACUAACCUAACUAUGUAAUCCUUCUGCAAGGUGAAGUCUAAAGCAAAACUUACAUUCACUGUAGUGUCUGUAACUUGCAGCAGGCUUUUAUAUGAGGCUCCCCAAACUUUUUUUAGAGCUUCCUUUCUUUUUUUUUUACUAUUUUAUUUAAUUUUAUUAUUAUUAUUUUUUUGAGCUUCAUUUCUUUUAAAUCUGGAUUUGGAAGGGCUAUUUACAAAGAAGGUCUUGACAUUUGGGAAGCCAGUAGGGACAGCUCUCUUUAAGAUCUUGGAUCAUUUGUCUAUAUUUUGAGGCAUUUUCCCACAGAUGUCUUUUGCGGGGGUCAGAAGAUCCUUGAGCCAACCAUACCCUUUACUUACCCUGGCAAAAAACAAUGACAGCCCCAAAUGAACCCCAAUCAGCCUGGUGGAGGGGAGAGUAUAAUGAAUUUAGAGUCAGAACACUUGAAUUCAAAUCCCGCGUCUGUAUUUACUACCUGUGUGACUUUUGGCAAGUCACCAAAUUGUGUGGAUUUCAGCUUUCUCUUCUAUAAAAUGAGUGAAUUGGACGAGAUGACUUCUGAGGUCCCUUUCAGCUCUAAAUCUAUGAUCUUGUGAUUGCCUUAUUAAAAUUAAUGAACCUCACAGUGUUAAUUUUAAUGAGACAUCAAUGAGGGUGCAUCAUUCCUUUAUAAAGAAGUUAAGCCAGUCAACAGGCAUUUAUUAAGAACCUACCAUGUACCUCACUCUGUGCCAGAUACUAAAGAUAAAAAGUAAAAAAUGAAGCAGCAACAGCUCUCCAGCAGUGUCUGUUCUCUCAGAAGUGCACAUUUAAAAAGUAUAAGCAGAAUAAUAAAUAAAUUGAAAGUAGUAACAGGAAUUAAGGGCAUUAGCAGUUGAGGGGUUCAGGAAAUGGCUUAGGAGAAGUAAUGCUUGGGCUGAGAGCUGAAGGAGAAAAGGGAUUCUGAGGUAGAAGCGAAGGGGGAGGGCAUUUCUAGGCAUGGGGAACAUCUGGGAUAAAGCCUUGAGAUGGCAGACAGAGGUGCUAUCUUUAUAAAGAAUAGUACAAAAGCCAGUUUGGUUGCAUCAGAGGGUGCAGAAAUGGGAAGAAUUUAUAAGGAAUUUGGAAAGGUAGACUGAGGCUAAGUUGUGAUGGGUUUUAAAAAGCUAAACGGAUGAAUUUCUCUUUUAUCCUAGAGAUAAUAAUUGUCACAUAUGAACAAGGAAAUUCAACAUUAAUCCUUUGUGAACACUGUUAGAACUAACUUUGUGGAAUGCUAGGAACACUUGCGCAUCAGGGAAUUUAUUAGUUACAUCUCUUAUUUACUGUACGUGAGGAUAUCUGUAGAAAGGCAAGAGUAGGCAGAAUUGAGGGCAAAAAUGUCAGGGUUUUCCAGGGGAAUUGUGCAUCAGAUAUGGGAAGGGGUGGGGGGGGCAGGGGAGGGAAAGAACGCGAGUCUUGUAACUAUGGAAAAAUAUUCUAAAUCAUCUAAUUAAAUAAAAUUAAAAAAAAUAAAAGAAUGUCAGAGUUUUUUGCUUGACAAAUCAAAAGAAAGCAUAGAAGUAGGCUCUUAAUUCAUGUAACCAUGGAAAAAUUAAAAAAAGAAAAAAGAAUCAGACUCUCUUAGAAUGGAAAAAGAUCUUUGAGAUUAGUGAAUUCAGGCCCUUUCUUUUACAGGCCAUAUUAAAAUUGUAUCUAGUUCUGGUUUCUCUGACCAUUCCUCCCCCUACUUUCCUCCCCUUCUAGUCAAUAUAGUAAGUAAGUUUUAGGAGGAAAUAAGAUUGCCAAAGGCAAUCUGGAAGUUAUGUACAAACUGUCCCAAAGAUUGAAGGAACAGAAUUUACAAAUCGUAUAAUAUAUUAACUAAAAUUCACUGUGCCUGCACCUAUUUCAUAGUUUUAUUAGUCAACAAUUCAGAGGCCCAGAGACAUGAGGAAUUUCUCCAAUGUCACAGCUAGGAAGUAGCAGGUUAUGGACUAUUAUUGAAAUUUUUUGACAUUUAGUCCAAUGUUCUUUUCAGUAGACUCCCCUGAUCUUGCUCCCUCACACCCCAAAUGACUCUCCCUUUGAAUUUUCCUGUUUAUUUUAAUGAUGUUACCUUUCUCCUGGUCUCUGAGGCCCCCAGACCUCUUUGAUUCUCCUCUCUCACUUGCCAUAUUGAAUCAGCCAUGAAGUCCUUCUGUUCUUUUUUCAGGGUGUCUUCCAAGUUUAUUCUCAUAAUUCUUCCCAAAAGGGCAGCUAGAUGGGGAAAUGGAAUAGAGUGCUGGGCAUGGAAUCAGGAAGACCUGAGCUCAGAUCUGGCCUCAGACACUUACUAGUUAUGUGAUCCUAGGCAAGUCACUCAAUUCUGUUUGCCUUAGUUUCCUUAUGGAAAAGGAGCUAAGAGAAGGAAAUGGCAAACUACUCUAGGUUCUCUGCCAAGAAAACCCCAAAUAGGUCAGGAAGAGUCAGAUUUGGCAGAAACAGUUGAACAACAGCAACAAUGCUAACAUUUCCCACCAAAAAUCAGACUCCAAUACAUAAUCUUGCUUCUAGAUUUUUCUGCUAAUCUCUUAGCUCAUCUCCCUGUCUCUAAUCUCUUCUUUUCACUCCAGUCCUUCCUGAUUAAACUUGCUGAAACCUCUUCUUCCAUCAUGUCAUUCCUUUGGUCAAAAGCCUUCAUCAUAAAGGGGACAUUAAAGCUGUUAAAAAAUCUUUAGCCUAAUAUUUAAUCCCAAUAACAAUCUGACCCUUAAUUUGUUUUUCCAGGUAUUUAUUAAUGCACCAUUCUUCCCUUGCAUAAGUCUUUUCCUCUAGCCACCUUGCAUUUGCAAAUCUCUGUACCUUGGGUCACACCACUUCCUCUCCUAGAUUGUCCUCAUCUCUUUCUUCUCCUUAUCUAAUCAUAAUUCCCCUUUAAGGUCUGGCACCAGGUUUUUCUCUACCAUGAAGCCACCUCUGAUUAUUUCAUUUUAUAGAGAUCUUUCUAUUCCCUGAAUUUAUACCAUGUAUUAUCCUGGUACAGUGGAGAGAACACUUAUGUAAGAUGCAAUUAAAGCUUGAAAUGGAACUCAAAUUUUAGUACUAAAUUGUGCUAUUUAAAUUCAUUGUACAUUUAUCCCCCACCUAUAGUGCAGGAAGGAGAGAUACGUUGGGAAAAAAUUAAGCAAAAUGAAUCCAAACAGGAAUGCAAAGUUCCUUGUGUUUUGGGAGACAGGGAAGGGAUAGACCUAAAAGAGAACAUGGGAAAAUAGUUAUGAAUCUUCAGAUUUGAAUAGACUCAUUUAGUAUUCUGAUAAAGAAACUUUUUAAAUUAAAAGAUUUUUAGUUUUUAAAAAAACCACAUGAUCCAAAUAGCUAGUAUAGCAACAGGCUAUGUGAUAGAGUGGAAACAAUAUUAGUCCCAGAGUUGGAAGACUUAACAUUGUUCAAAAUUUAGCUCUGUUCAUUAUUAGCUGUGUGACUUUAGGCAAGCCAUUUUACACUGGCCCUACAUUUCCUCUGAAAAACAAGGGGGUUGAACUCAAUUGCUUAGGUUCUAAGAAGAUCAAAUAUUUGUCAAGUCAAAUAGAAAGUAUAGGGUCCAAAUCCAGUUCUUGAUCCUAUGAUCUAGUUCGUCAAGCAGGUGAUGAGUAAACAUUAGUUAAAGAUUUACUCUGGGUGAAGAAGGGCAGCUCUAGCUUCAGAUACUGCUUGUGUGAUCCUGGACAAGUCACUGAACCCUGUAUCCCUUUGGUUUUUUCAUCUGAAAAAAGGAGCUGGAGAAGGAAAUGGCAAACCACUCCAGUCCCCACAUCAUGCUAAGGGCUAGUGAUACAGACACAAGUGAAGCAGUCCCUGCUCUCCAUGAACUCAUAUAAAUUCCAAAUGUGGAGAAAGCAUGUCUAUUUGUAAAUACAUACAGAUUAUACACACAGUAAAUAUAGGUAGUUUGCGGGGGGAGACCUUUAGCACUUAGGGAGAUUCAUUAGGGCUUCCUAUAGAAAUGACUAUGAGACUGAGUCUUGAAGGGAAUCCGAGAUUCCCAAAGGUGGAGGUGAGGAAGAACGAGGGGCAAGAGUAGGUAUGUGUGGAGGGGAGUCAUGCAGAGCAACCCUGGAUAGUUACGAGGAAUAAGUGGAUUCAAAUAUUUGGAUAUGAAAUAAAUUUGAUUUAAAUCAUGAGAAUGUUUUCCAAAUGGAUCCUGUCAAGUGAACUCCUUUCUGCAUGCAAAUUUUCUAGCUGGGACAGCCCAGACUACUAAGAGAAUGCUUGUGGAGACUAAAUCGGCUGGAAAGGAAUUCCUACCCUUUCAAGGUUUGCAAGAGCUUGUCCUCAUCCAGGUCUUUGUGCUGACCAUUUAUUGAUUUAUUUGUUUUUUUGAAGAAGACUGAGCAAGUACCUUUAUUCUAAGAAAAAUCUGCAUAAGUUAACUUUGCCCAUUUUUAUGUUUGUAAAAAUUAGAAAACAUUUGAUGUUAAAAUCUCUUAGAACAAACUAAGUUCUAUUAUAAAGAAAUAUAAUUUAUAAUCUAACUUAGAGCAUUUCUAUCUUCCUAAAGAAAGGAAAGAUGAACAACCCCAAAUUUGAUUAAAUUGAGCUACUGAAUUACUCCAUUUUUGAAAUGGAAACUAGUCCAACGAAAUUAGCACGUUUCCAUUAAAAAAAACUCUUCCGGUACUGCCCAGCACCUGACAACAAUGCAAAUAUUUUGUUUUAAUUUGGGUACUAUUUUUGCAUUCCCUUUUUUCAUAUUCCACCCAAGUGUUUUUAUAAUUUACUUUAGGUAGUCAUGUAGAGAAAUAAAAGAUUACUUCAAAUUUCAUAACAUAUUUUCUUUGUAGGCUCAAGAUCAGUGAUGCUUUUGAUGGCACUAGAUGUGCUAUAGAACAUAAUCACAAGCAUCACAGAGGGUUCAACUCUGACUCAGAGUCAAACACCAUAGCAUGUGCUGAUCAUUUAUAUGAAUGUUAUUUUCAACUAGAGGUCAAUCAAUGCCUUUGGUGCGAAUCAACUCAGGUUAUUUGGACAGGUCUGGUUAGUUGACUUUUCCUCAUCACGACUUUAAUGCUGCAAACACCUUUUCUUCUAUCAUGUGAUUGAUGACUAGCUAGCUACUUUAAGAGGAUCAAAUAGUUGUCAAAUCAAAUAGAAAGUAUGCAGUCCAAAUCCAUAUACUUGGCAAGCAAUUUGUUCCAAGUGUUGAGGGUCUGGUUAUUUCCCAAAGCAUUAGUAUAACUUACAAAGGAUGGAAACAUCAGGUAAUGGUUUGGUGGUAACUCAUUAUAGCUAAAUUUUUGUAGCCGGUGGCAGAGGCUUACAUAUAUGAAUGUAUGUAUUACGUGUGUGUAUAUAUGUAUGUCUGUGUGUCUGUGUAUUUGUGUCUGUUUCCUUUAAAUCCCUUCCUAAGAGUUUCCUUUUUUUUUUUGCUCUUGACUUUCCUAGUCCUUGCUUCAUGUCUCUUUUGGGAAGGUUCUUGGCUUUGGAAUCCAGGCAGGUUUUUUUAGUUAUGAAGAUUGUCUUGAGGAGUGACUCUAGCAUUACCCAGGACUGAGGAUAGGGGUGUGUGUGGCUUCCUAAGGAAUUGUGGCCACCAAUGCUCUUGGCUCACAGGAAGCUGGGACUAGAUUUAGGAACUAGAACAAAGCUUUCCAUGGAGCUUUGCCAAACAAAAGGAUUGCUCUAAAAAGUAUCCCAAGGAUUGUCUUUACUUUUCCCCUCCUCAAAUUUCUAGAUAAACCAAAGCCAACACUUAAACCUUUUUUUUUAUUGACAUCUUUUGUUUUUAUGUGACCUGUGUUUUCUCUUAUAUUCUACUCCCUCACCUCCCCAGAGAGUUAUCUUUUGUAAUAAAGAUUUUUUUAAAGAGAAAAAUAUUCUGCAGAACCAAUAAACAUAUAAAAAAAUCUGAUGAUAUACAAGUUUUCCUCACCUUCCAAACCUCUUCUCUGCAAAGAAUUUUUUUUAGGGGGGUGUGGAGGUAUCUUUUUAUAAUUCUUAUUUAGGGCCAAGCUUGUUCUUUAUAAUUUUAUAAACUUUAUUUCCUUUUUCUGAGUCACUUUCAGUUUAAUGUAUGUGUUUAAUUUUAUAUUACAAAUAUUUAGAGAUUAUUUUCACUUUAUGAGAGCUCUCUUUUAACUAGGUAAAACCAGUAAUAGAGUGACCUCAUAGGAAAGUACAUGCAACUUUUCAUAUCACCUUUCUAAUUUAAAAAAUGAACAAAUAUAUUUUCUCUCCCUCCCAUACCUCACAUCACUGUAAAAAAGGAAAGAAUGAAACACAUUUCUUGUAACAAAUAAAUGUAGACAAGCAAAACAAAUUCUUCAAAUGGCUGCAUUCAAAAAUAUAUGCCUCAUUCUUUACCCUAAAUCCAUUACCUCUCUGUAAUGGACAACAUGUUGCAUCAUCGAUUCUCUGGAAUCAUGAAUGGGCUUUGGAAUGAUCAUAUUUCUUCCAGCUCCUUAUAGUCAAUUGUUUUGUGGUUGUUAUUCCUUUCAACUGUGAUGUAGUCAUUAUGAACAUUGUCUUCCUAGAUCUGCUUGUUUCACUUUGCAUUAGGUUAUAGAAAUCGGGUUGCGUUCUUCUGUCUGCAUCAUAAAAGCUAACAUUGUCAAUGUGAAAAUAAAUAGCUGAAAUUGUGCAGUUCCAAGAUGAUGGCUACAUGAAAACACAAACAAUUGUCUAAUCCAAUGCAAGAAAUCUAUUGGGUAGACAAAGAAACCAGUUGAUUGAAUUUGUCACUUUUGUCUCAAUUUUCUUUUUUUUUCUUGAUGGUGUUGCCUGAAGAACCUUUCCUCCAGGUUUUUGGCUACUUACCUUUUUUUUUUCCAUUAUGAAUUUUUGAAAAAUAGUUUCUUUACAGCUUUGACUAUAAUAAGCCAGUUAAGAUAUAAAGAAGCAUGUAGAUAUUUAUCAUUAUUCAUUUCAUAAACGAUCACAAGCAUUUAUGCAGCAUUUUGUUUUUUCCUCUUUUAACAGGCAUUGAUUUUUUUCAGGGAUGGUGCAUGGACAAAACUGUCUUCAUCUGAAAGGAAAUGUAAUGCCUUUUGCCUGCUUUACAACCUCAUCAUAACCAAUUUCUUUUUCUCUUGUCGUCUCUAACACCUUAAAGUGCCAUUUUAAUUAGUUGCUACUGAGGAGAAUUAUAAAGGGAAUCUAAUCUAAUAUGAUUAUGUUUUUGGAGGACCUUCAGAAAGGAAAGCUAUUUUUCUUCCUUUGUUUGGAUUCAUUAUCGUCAUUAUUAUUUUGUUAAAGCUGUGUAGAAUGAAACGUGUCCCCUCCUGUUUGAUUGGUACACUCCCUGAGAAGUCUCUUUUGGCACAUUAAAACAGAAACCAUGCCCCUGUGGUUUCAUUUUUACCUUUGACAAAUUGCAUCUGAAAUGUUUUGCAGCAAUGGGCUAAAUACAAUUUUCAACUUUGCAAGAGACGUAGGUUCCAGCAGUGGCGAUAAAUUCGUCUUAUUUCUGUCAAAAUGAGUUUACUUCAAGUAAGGAAGCCUCGUGGAAUUAGGCUUUCGUGCACACAUAGGUUCUUCCCAAUGAAACUGCCCUAUAUAGGAUGCUUGACAGCUGGAAGUUCUGAUGCCUGGGGUUUCUGGAUGGCGGUAGUUGGAAAAAUGAUGAUCUGAGGUCUUCAUUCAGUACUAUUGUAACAUUAAGUGGAAGGAGUGGGAAUAAUUAUGUUCAAUCCAUGUGAACUCCAGGGGUGAAGAAACUAAGGUCUGGGUUUCAUAUCAGGUAACUUUGACUCAUGUUUUCUUGGGAUUUGGCAUUCUCUCAAGCAAAUGAAAAGCUGUAGGUUGAGAAGUUGAACAUGAAUGUACUUAAUACACAGAGCUAUUGCUUACAUGUAUACAAGUGACUAAUGCAAAUGUAAUUUGUCUUCAUUUUUUACUGGUUAAGAAACCAGGGAUGUCUUCAGAGGUACAUAUGUACUUGUCUAUAUACACAAUUGUAUAAAAUAUCCACACAUAUAUAUGUAUACACAGAUAUACAUGUACACACGUAUACAGCCUACCCUUUCAGCAUCUUGGAUCUACCUAAUUUUAGACCUCUAGAACACACCCCAACUUUUGGGGAGUUGUAGCUCUUUAUCUCUGGAUUUUGAGGUUUUCCCCCUACCCCUUCAAAAAUGCUGCAUCAUGUACAUUAAAAAAAAUCCAAUUCAAUGAUUUUUGUUUUGAGAGUUUUGCAACAUUCUUUGAGAGAUAAUUGGAGACAUCCUUAAAUAGAUGAGAUCGAAGGGUCCUUGUGGAAAGAGUACUAGAUUUGGAGUCAGACAUCUGGGGUUGAGUAUCAGUUCUGUUACUCUGGAUAACUCUGGGCAAGUCAUAGCAUCAUAGAUUUAGAGCUCAAAUGGGAGUUGGAGGUCAUCUAGGCUAAUUUUCUCAUUUUAUAGAUGAGGAAAUCAAGGCUCAGAGAAGUUAAAUGAUUUGACCAGGGUCAAACAGGUGGUAAGUAGCAGAACUGGGAUUUGCAUUCAGAUCCGCAGGCUCUAGAUUGAACACUUUUUUUCCAAUGGACCUCCUCAUUUUACCUUUCUGGACCUCAGUUUCUUCAUCUCUAAAAUAGGGAAAUAGUUUUGGUUGAGCCAGCUGACCAUAAAAUCCCUCCCACCUCUAAAUCUAAGAUGCUAUGUCACUAGUUUUAGGCUAAAAGGCAAAGAUGUUGUACCUCUAGAUUGUGAAGCAAUCAGUUAGCAAUUUUAGUGAGUCUGUAUAAAUGGCAAAAGAGGAAAGACUCACCUAUGGGACCUGGGGCUAAAGGAAGUAUGGACUUUCUGCACUGUGUUUUGCAUUUGAAAAAUGUAUUUCUUAUUCAGAGAGUGGGAAGAUUUAGAGUAACUUUUCUGUGAGUUCUUCCAUUUCUCCAUUUUGGGUACCGGAUGGUGUAAAGUUGGAGUCCUUAACCAUAUUUGUGUGUGUCAGGGAACCCUUUGGCAACAUUUUAAAAUACAUGGAAUAAAAUACAUAGAAUUACAAAGAAAACAAAUUAUAUUGAAAUAUAGGUAUGCAAAUCUGUAUUAAAAAUUUGACAGAAAUCAGGUUGAGUAUGUCUUCAAUGUUGUUGAGGAUUUUUCCAUCCCCAAUCAGAACAAGACAGACUAAAUAAAAAUAGUCUAUGUGAAGACUAGAUCCCCUAAGAAAUCUCAACUGUGAUCUUCUAGCCACCUUUCAAAGAAAACUUAUUUUUGACUCCAUAGGUAAUGACUGAUGGCUUCUAAGGUCAGUCAUUUCUGGCCCUGACUAUAUAAUCCGAUGACAUGUUUCAGAAAGAUGUAUGUCUUCUGUUGUUUUUGUAAUUCCUUGUGUUUAUAUGUCCUUGAGGUGGACAGGUUUUUAAUUUUCAGAACUUUUAAGACAUAGCAGACCCAACAAUUUCACAAUUAAUUAGAAUCCCUGUUCCUUUGAUGCCUAGGGAGUGGCUUGGACAGACAUCUAUCUGUAGGAUCCCUUUUGUAAGUAUCACAAAAGAACAUAUUGCUAGCCAAGGACUCUCAAUUAGGGGAACCUGCGGCCCAUCGUUUGCUUCUUGACCUACAUGAAACAAGUUAUGUUGGCACUGUUAUUACUACUAGUUUAUAAAGCCAUAUCUAAACUUGUAUACUUGAUUGUAAGAUAGAUUUGAAUUGUGCAUUAGGUUGAUGACUAUGUAUAUAAAUCUGUGAAAAUCUGUAUAUUUGGUCUCAAUGCUUCAUGUAUCUGAUGUGUAAAUGAUCAUUAGUGGAUAUGAAA
Messenger RNA from Monodelphis domestica (gray short-tailed opossum), 14710 nucleotides. RefSeq names its product failed axon connections homolog, metaxin like GST domain containing (gene FAXC). Gene Ontology annotation, cellular component: cytoplasm. NCBI's taxonomy places the organism in Eukaryota, Metazoa, Chordata, Mammalia, Didelphimorphia, Didelphidae. The record is from RefSeq and is a predicted model, not a curated record.